AUAAGCACUCAAAAAAUAAACAAGGCGCGCUACGACACUCCGCACCCCUCAACGAUUUUCGAAUCAAAAUUUUUUCUCGUCUCGUUUCUCUAGGGGGUUUCAGAACAUUUCAAGUCUUGAAAGCGAGAUUGAUUUUUUGUUUUUAAACAGAAAAUUAGUUGUUUCCAUUAAUUUUUCAAUUUUUCGUUCUGAAAAUGGCCGACAAGAAGGACUACGCAGCUAUCGCCGAAAUCGAAAAGCAAAUUGCCGAUAAUGCGGCAAAUUUCGAAAAGUGGAAAAAUGCUAACGCGUUGCAAAGAGGAUCUGCCGACUAUAAUGCAGGAGUGACACGAUUCACCGACUGGGAUCGUGAUCUACGAACAAGGCUCGCAUCUCAUCAAGGAAUAAAUGUCGAAUCAGGCCCGAAAAGCAUCGAUGCAGUCCUUGGAGAGUUGCUGGAUAAAGUAGAUGGUGCUGGCUUUGCACAAGCAAUUCAAAUUGCAAACUCCGCUGAUCCUACAUUUUGGCCAACAUUACAACAGGAAUUUCACAAUUUUAAAGCAAAUCCACCACAGCCUGUAUAUCAAAUGCCUCGAUCUCAAUAUUACCCAAGUUUUGCCUCGAGUCCAUACGGUUAUGCAGCUCCACAAGUUACAUCAAACGUUCCUGUCUAUCGGCCUGUUUUGCCAACAAUUAUCACACUUCCGAAAGCAGUCUCACCAGUCCGAGACUUCCAAAAGAAAACCGGAGCGCCAUUCCGAGAUUUCAGCGUGUAAACUGAACUAAUCAAUUCAUCCUCGUUUUCUAUUCACUAUUUCUAUACUUCACUUUUGAACUGUGCCGUCGUUAUGUUUCUCAAAUUCGAAAAUCACAAAUAAACAUUUUCUAAUCACA
Messenger RNA from Caenorhabditis elegans, 873 nucleotides. RefSeq names its product Small Nuclear RNA (snRNA) Associated protein (gene sna-1). Gene Ontology annotation, biological process: positive regulation of DNA-templated transcription. The coding region runs from base 195 to 755 and encodes 186 amino acids. The record is from RefSeq and is marked reviewed. The transcript is spliced from 5 exons. NCBI's taxonomy places the organism in Eukaryota, Metazoa, Nematoda, Chromadorea, Rhabditida, Rhabditidae.